AUGUGGUGGGACACGGCACGAAUCCAAGAGACGGUUACAAUGCAGUUCAUAUAUUCCAACCUUUCGCCUCCUGACUGCGAACUCAUAAGCCGCCCAGUCGUCUCCAGGGGCGGCUUGACCGACCGGACCUAUGGGCGUUUGAUAUUGGAGAGGGCAAAGCGGAUAUUUCUCAUCUUGUUAGAUCUUGGCUGCCCAGAGCGCAUAUUUGCCGCUCUAGAUAACUCGUGGGAUGAUACCGACCUCCCCCUCAACCCUGAACAGGCGCAGCAGUUAUUGCGUUCACAAUACUACGGUACCAAGGUUGGCGAUCUACGGCUCGAGCGCAGCUUCUGCGAACGACAGUUCAAGUACCUCUUGAGAUUCCUCUGCAAAGGAGAGCACCUCAUCUAUCAGCCCAUGGAGCUGGUGUCGCUCGACAUCGUUCGCGAGGCAUGGACACUGUUGAGAGAAACAAGCAACAAGACCGUUGACAAUGCCAGCUUGCCACAGUAUCCUGGUCGGAUUUUUGAGCGAAGACGAUUCCGGCUGGCUUCAUUGGGCGCUAGUCCAUACCAGGGAAAAGAUGAAAUCUCCCAGGAAAUUGAAAAGGCUCGCACGCUGCAGAGUGUCCAUCUCGUUUCAUACUUUUGCUCGUACCAACAUCAGGACCAUGCCUAUGUCCUUUUCGAGCCUGUCUCGGUGAACAAAAGAAGAUCUCUCAGGACAUUGCUGAGAUCAGGGACGACCGAAUCGGCCAGUCCCGUAGCAUUCGUCAGAAGAACGAGACCAAGACGGAAGGGCGGCGUAAAUGGGAUGCGCACGCAGCCAGAGCGGUUCAUCAACUGGAUCAAUUGCCUGGCCGAUACGCUCUGCAUGAUACAUGGGACCGGCUUGGGCCAUGGUAAUAUCAAGCCAUCUACCAUUCUGGUAAAGGACGACGACGAGAUUCUUCUUUCCGAUUUUACGAAGCUGAACCCAUCAAUCUUGGCAAGAGCCCAGGGCCUAGAUAGCUUCGACAGUGAAGCGUACAACUAUGCCGCUCCCGAGCAAUGGAUCCGCACCACCUCGUCACUGGUACGCGAUAGAAGUCAUGAGCUGCCGCACCCAGUCACACGAGCUGACGAGUCCAGAAACUUUGGGAUCUCUCGAGUAUCUACCGACAGUGACUGUGCACGUUCGACAGGCAGCCCUCUUACGGCAGACGUCACUUCACCAGGCUGGCUUGACCCCAGGGCUGCCGACGUGUUCUCCUUCGGCUGCAUCAUACUCGAAAUACUCGGGCUUCUGUUGGACAUGUCGAGCAAAGCCUUCGCCGAACACAGAGCUGCUAAGCAAAAAACCCAUGGGCGUGGCAGCUCGAUCCCCGACUCUUCGUACCAUCGUAACCUCGGUCAAGUGGAGGUGUGGAUGGAGUCCUUGGCUGAAAAGGCAACAACUCAGGACAGAGAAGAUAUGACGGGGGUCAAUGUCUUUGCGGCGGUUGUCCCCUUGCUGCAUAUGACAGCAAGGAUGCUGGCCGUCAAUGCCAUGGAUCGGCCAUCAAUGGAAGAGGUACAGAGAGAGACGUACCAUAUAUUGACCAGAGUAUGUGGCAUCAAGGAGCCGCACUGCGUUCCCAGUCGGAGCGAGUAUGCGCAGGCUGAGCCCACGAGCUCUCGAGCACACCGCAACUGCUCAAUACCAACAACGGCUUUUCCGAUUGAGGUUAUCAGCGACGAGAUUGAACCUGCACAGACGACCUUGUUGACAAGGGAGAGGUCUAGAUCACCGCCGUUGGCUCUCUGUAGCGGGUUGGAGACGAUCCGAGACUUGCGUAUCAGAAGCAAGUAA
Pyricularia grisea is the source of this 1809-nucleotide messenger RNA. RefSeq lists its product as uncharacterized. Lineage: Eukaryota; Fungi; Ascomycota; Sordariomycetes; Magnaporthales; Pyriculariaceae. The record is from RefSeq and is a predicted model, not a curated record. Gene Ontology annotation, biological process: protein phosphorylation. Bases 1 to 1809 code for a protein of 602 amino acids. The transcript has a single exon. Gene Ontology annotation, cellular component: cytoplasm. Gene Ontology annotation, molecular function: protein serine/threonine kinase activity; ATP binding.